AUGACGCUGCUGCUCUCUGUUGUUAACCUAUUGGAUUUCUGCGUCAAGAUAAGGAAGGGUCCGCAAACCCUUGCGGCAGAUUGGUACCGGCUGAGGAAUGAUCCAUCCUACCAACCACGCCCGGUUACUCUCGUGCAAAUAACCCAGUCUACCAUGCCAACUGAAUCCUCAAGCGUCUUGCCGAAGGCAGAAGACCCAAAGCCGGAAGGCUCCCAGGAAAGCACUGGUGCGCGGCAGGUUGACGGGUCGUCUGAAACGUCAGAACAGAAUUCGCAGGGACCCCUAUCACAAGAAUUGAACACAACCGCACGAGCAAUGCACGAUGAGAAUCAAUGGACUCCCUCGGUCGAGCUGCACUGGCAUGAGCUUCCCCCUGCGCAGCAGCUAGCUCCGGCUAAUGGCGAUGAUGCAGUUGAGGUGAAUGAACCUGCGCUGUCACUCCAAGUUGUUCAUGAUUAUGCUCUUUUAUUACGUGAUGGCAUUGCGUGGCUCGGAGAAUGCAAUGUUUCUUGCUCGGACUACCGGGCCGCCUUCAAGCUCGGACGGUAA
Penicillium cosmopolitanum is the source of this 549-nucleotide messenger RNA. RefSeq lists its product as uncharacterized. Bases 1 to 549 code for a protein of 182 amino acids. The transcript has 5 exons. The record is from RefSeq and is a predicted model, not a curated record. Lineage: Eukaryota; Fungi; Ascomycota; Eurotiomycetes; Eurotiales; Aspergillaceae.